CUGAUUACUCCCUGCUGCAUUUUCACAGCUGCUCACCCUGCCUUCACGCGGAAAAUUAACUAAGGGGCUGGCAGGUAAAAUUCAGGUUAUAGGUUGUGGCUGUUUGCGCUCACACAUUCAGCUCACCCAGUUUUGUGCAUGUGUGAAAGCACUAAAAUACUAUCAACCAUGACACAUGCUACCUCACUGGAUAGUAUCAACGAAGGGAAAGGGGACACAGGCCGGACCAGAUCCCGGGCCGCCUUCCUAGACGACUACAGUGUCUGUACAUGGGGCUCGACUCAACCACUAGUCCAUCUGCGCCCCAGAAGUCUUAUAUUGGAUUUAUUAUUUUGAAUAGAAAAUCCCUUACCCUCUACUCUUGCUUGGCAUCACCACACAAAAAACACAACCUGAGGAAGGUUAAGAGGAACCGAAACGUUGUGAUUUUUUUCUAAUAAGUUGGUGAUGCUGAGCAAGAGUAGUGUGCAGGAUUUUUUAUUUUCAAAGUGAUAGUCUUAAGUCCUACGCAACUACUUCAUGAGAUGUUUUGUUUUGUGCAUACACCUCCAUUAAAACAUUGUCUCUUUAUUAGAAAAAAUGCAAAGUGUAACCAUCAAAAUGCUUCUUUUUUUCCCCCAGAGUUCCAUCUCCCUCUUUCUCUUCUUUUUAUUUCAUUUUUCUUACUACACUUGAGUUUAAAGAAGGCUGUAAAACAUCUACUUGUCUGUGAAUAUUUCACAAUGUCUGAUUUGAAGCUCUUAUUUACAUAAAGACUCUGAAUGUGUCUUGAGUCUCCGUUUUCCAGAACAUAAAAGAUGAUUGUGUCAGUGCUAUUAUGUGCUGCAUUUGACGUAUAGAACAAGAUAUUAACUCAUAUGCAUUUAUAUGUUGUGCAAAGUUGUGUUUUUUUUAAUAUAAAAUCCGUAGUUGCAAUGAUCUUUAUACCAGUUUCUCUGCUCACGUGUGCCCCGAUUUUCUUUCUGAUUUUUACGAGCCGCUCCUGAACGCACCGGCAGGAACAGACGUCCGCACAUUCGCUGCCCCGUGAGAGGCGGAGGAGGGCGCAUGAUCAGCGGGCAGACGGACCAAUCAGAUCGGCCCCUUAGGUUCCACACGCUCCCCCUCUCUCUCCCCCUCCUCCACCUCUCUCCCCCCUCCGCGGCUCCGCCUCCUCCUCCCCCCGCUCCUCGUCGCUGAGGACGGCCGGAACAUUCCUCAUAUUCCUGGGUCUCGAUAAGCGGAGGAACGCGGCGACGAAACGACGCGAGCCGAAGACACGACGGAUUCAAACACCUCAUGACUCUUUAGAAGGACACGGAAGGCUGAUGUUGGGUCGUGGUGUUAAGCGGAAGUGGAGCUGCCUGGAGGAGCUCGAGGGGGAGACCCUCCCUGCUUCUGCAGAGAAGAAGAAUGGCGAGGAAGACCAGGAGGAUAAGGACGACUUCCUCGUGGGUCCGUCCAAGUCCGACAUGAGCCACCUGCAGCAGCGUCAGCGGGUGCUCGGCCUCUGCCUGGAGAAGCUGCAGCGCUACCAGGCGGGCGUGGAGCUCAGCCUGCGUCGCUCCGUGCUCCUCAUCAACACGCUCAGGCAGAUCCAGGAGGACAUGCAGAGCGACGGGGUGGGCGCCUGCACGUCAGACGUUCUCCUCAACGGCGUCCACUCUGACUCCUGCAUUCUCAGGGAGGACUUGCCGGUUACGUGCCCCGGGUGCGCAGAAGUAGAGGAAGACAACUUUUCUCCCCAGCUGUCGUCUGAACUCCACGUUCAAGAGGCAAACAGCUCGCCUGACCAGCCUAAAUCACUUCCGGCGGCGACCAUCAAUGCUUUCAGCGAUGCCGUAAACGCCAUGGGCUACCUCAGCGACCUCGCCCUGGACGACAUCUUUGAGGACAUUGACACAUCGAUGUAUGAGACUUCAGACCUGCCCUCUGCCUGGGCGUCCGUCAGCGUGUCACUUUGGGCAGACGAGGACGUUAAAAUGCGCUCUAGCAGUCACGCCUCAGCUGGGAGUCUCCAGUCGUGUCUGACGGACCUCAACGAGCUGGACCACAUCAUGGAAAUUCUGGUAAAGUCCUGAUCGCUGAGACGAACUCCUGAAACUUUUAGGUUAACUGAGGAGUCUGAUCACAGCUGAUGAGGACAGCGAGGACUGAUCCGAGCGUGAAUGAACUCUUGGAUUUUUUUGAGGUUCCAUCAGAUAUAUCAGGAAGUUUCAUGUUGAUUAAAACACCAACUUCUAUGCAACUGCUUCAGAACUAAACAUCUUACAUUUUUAAGUUAUGUCCACAAGUGUGUGCUUCUCAUACGACCAAAUUAUUUACUUAAGCAAAUUAAGUAUGCAUCCUAAAACUUAACUGAGAUGAUCAAACACGAAGGAAACUUACUUUUAAACACUUUCAUACUGUUGAAUAUACUGAAUAUUAUUGUUGACAUUCAACAAAGAUAACUGCACUCUGAACAGAGAGAGAUUCCUGCAUCCUCCGUAGCAGGAAACACAUCUGAUAUCUCUGCAGCUCAAGGUCAGGUUGUGUUUUAUGUCGUGGGUGAGUAAUCUGUAGUAAAAGCAGACGAGACAUGUCUCGGCAAAGUCAGAAAAACAUACAGUAACAGUGUUAAGAGUGUCUAAAGGUGAGUUUACCUUAAAGUGAUGAGUCUAUAAAAGCUCAGUGAUGGAACCUCAAAUUUCCAAUCUCUCAUAAUUUAAGUUUUGUAAAUUAUUAGUAAGAAGUAUUAGCACCUCUGCGAGUGAAUCACCCGCUCAGGAAGAAGGAACCUGAGCCGCCCGGCGUCACUCAGGCUGUUAGAUCCGACCCGGGUUGAUUAUUAAUUGAAAUCUCUUCAAUUACUUAAAGAGGGUGUGAUUCAGCCGGCCGGGAGGGCAAAGGCCGGGGUUCCCUUUCAGUUUCUUAUCGCUCCAUGUAGGAUAUUUAAACGUAUGGCUGUGGUAAUGCAGCGUUGUAUAUUUAUUUGUCUUGUGGAAAGAAGAAUGUGUUUCUCUGAAUCUGGGGAGUUUAACAGCCAAAGAAGUAAGCUUCCCGUCCUUGUAGAUGAAACGCCACAUUCAGGUCCUAUCUCAAGAAACUGGGAAAAAAUGGUCGACAUCUUGUCCCGAACACUUUUAUGUAAUAUUAUUCUUAUUUAUGAAUGAAAAAACCUACUACGAACCUGCAGCAGAUAUUACUUGUUCUCUUUGUGUACAGUCUUUUGUUUGGGACGCGAGUGUAACUUAUUAUUCUGAUUCUUUACGACCUUGGACUCUCAGUGUAUCAGCUGCCAUUUCUACUGCUUUUUCGCUGACUCUGCUGACAAACUGUCAGCGCCUUUAGAUGAAAUAUUCCCAUCUUUUUCCUCCCUUAUCGGCAGCUUGUAUUUUCCGGUUAAUGCGACAUGUCUUCAAUGCAGCAUCAAACAUGUAUUUUAAAUAGUAUGUAAAGAAUCUCUGGUCUCGACUGAGGAGCUGAUCGCCUCGAGUCAACAAUCAGAAAGACUUUUGCCAUGUCUCAGAAUUGUAAAUGACAACAGAAGCCUAUGUAUUUUUACAGCCAUAGUGAUGGUUUGAACUUUUAUUGCAAUGUUGGGAGUUUUUAAAAAGGUUUUUUUUAUGCGUUUGUACCUGAGACUCAAAAUCACUUGUCCAGUAGAAGAGAAAACAGCGAGUGAAGGGCUGCGGCAGAGCUCAUGCUCGACCUUCACAAUCUGUGGUUUACUCCUGUUCUACCUCCUGACGUCUGUUUGUUGUCGGUGUGGUGGGACGGUUCUGUUUCACACCACCGACCGUCUUUUGAUAGAAAUCAUGUCGUUUUGUUUCAUUGAGCUAACAGGGCGGAAAAAACCCCCCACAACCCAACUGAAUCCAACGCUCUCCUUUCAGACCAAAGUCAGCAUCUCCAUCUCUCUCGUCGACAAUGUGCCUUACUACUGAACUGAACUUUUUAUUCAUGUUGAGGUUUUUUGUGCUUGCCUGAGCUUCAUUGAUAAAACAAACCUUAAGAAACGAGGCGCGGUGUUAUAUAAAGCAUUAAAAACCCUGAACCGUCAUCUCUUCUUCCCUCUUCUUAGCCUUUUUUUUUUCCUGCGCCUGGUGCACACUAGUAGCAUAUGAGCUUAAUGUAUCGUGACAGGCUGACAGCAAACUAGCUGAGGGAGGAGGUGGCAGCUAGGGCCAGGAGGGAAAAAUAAGAGGAGGAGGAGGAGGAGGGGUGGGAGGAAGCUGCUUGCGUCACUGUGCUCAGUAGGCGGGGUUUAGAGCUUGUUUUGCCCAGACUCUGACCACCGACCAAUCACACGAGAAGUACGAGGAGCUAGAUUGAUGUGCAAGGAGCACACUGCUUCAACAACAACUUGUUUUUGCUCCUGAUGGCUCUGCACAGAAAAACAGAGUGUGUGUGAAUCUGUUGGAUUUGAGCCUAAAACAAAUCCACUUUCCUGUUGUGUGUGUGUUGUUGUUUUUUUUUAUGUUGUUGCCAUUCACAUAAACUUCCCAACAGGACUGAAAACAACAAAGCAGAGAGCUGCAGUGUUAUUUAUAAUAGUAUGAAAGUACAGAGUGUCAGUAGGGUUUGUAAAGCACAAGCUGUAAUGUUGAUGUUGAUUAUGAUACAAAUGAAGGAUGAGUUUACGCAGUAAUGAGAUGAAAAAUGAAUAAUGUAUUGUAUUUUUUUGUGGAAUAUUUUAUAGAUUUUAUUCAAUAAUACAGUAAAAAUACCCUAACUUCUG
Labrus mixtus (cuckoo wrasse) is the source of this 4699-nucleotide messenger RNA. RefSeq lists its product as uncharacterized. The coding region runs from base 1308 to 2060 and encodes 250 amino acids. The record is from RefSeq and is a predicted model, not a curated record. Gene Ontology annotation, cellular component: nucleus. Gene Ontology annotation, molecular function: transcription regulator activity. The transcript is spliced from 2 exons. NCBI's taxonomy places the organism in Eukaryota, Metazoa, Chordata, Actinopteri, Labriformes, Labridae.